GGCGUUUGUUGUGGCUGUUGCUGCGUAGCCGCAGUGGCUACAGUGCGCGUAGCUUGGCUACAGACUGGCGUUGAGUUGUGUAAUACACCUCGAGCAUUGAAUUUUAAUGUGAAACACUAACGAGGCUAUAAUGGCGCAGUUAAAUUCGGAGUUAUGUAAGGUCAUCGACACGCUUACAUCUUCGGCAGCGGCACAUGUUAAAAAGGAGUGCAUGUCGAAACUGAAGCUAUUAUGUCGUUCGUCUGACUGUUUAUUGAGGGAAGCCUGUGACCUGCUAAAAGAAAGGCUGGAGGAAAACGAUGCCGAUGUUCGUCUAGACACGCUUGCUGUCAUUCAUGAACUGUUCACUAGGUCGCACCUAUUUCGGACGUUGAUCUUGGAAGACUUUCAGAAGAUCCUCGAACUGCUUGUCGAAACAAACCCGGACUUGCCGCUUCCUGGAACUCCAGCACAGGCCAAGAACUUAAAGACGAAAUCAUUAGAAACGAUCGAAAAGUGGAACGAGAAAUUCGGGCCCAGCUAUAAAAUACUUUCCCUUGCCGUGGAAUACUUGAAGACUUGUAAGCAGAAGGUGCAGAAAAUGGAAGAGCAGCCCGCCUGGUCUCGAAGGCUUCUUUCCGAGAUUUCUGAGCGGACACCAGAUGUGCAGCUGAUUGUCACGCAAAUAGAAAACUGCUUUCGACUAUUAGUGCCCAGUGAAGCAGAAGAAGACGCAAGCAAGGAAUCUGUAUCGGCUAUAGAUCCAUUGCCAGGAACAUCAUUAGCCGAGCGUCUUAGAGAUCAUGCAGUGCCUUUGACAUUCAGUAUGGAAAUAGAAGUGUCACGAAAGGUGAAUGUGCUGAAGACAGCAGACAAUGAAGAGGUUUUGGAUACCCUGAGACGACUUCACAAAGAGUUGAUGGAGACAUUCUUUCCAGUGGUUAAAAAGUGGCUUAAAGGUCUGGCCAAGUUUGACCACCCAAUGGAAGUAAUGAGGAACACAAUUGACCUCAAGCAUCGCAUUGAAAUUGUGCAUGAGAAGUUUGGAGAUUUAAAUGUUGGAUCUGAGGAGUCGUCUGACAGUGAACUUGAAGAGGUGCCAGAAAAAGAAGGCUUUGAACCUGUGGUUCCUGUUGCACGACGGGCGGAGUACGGUCUUGGGCCGGUAGAGAAAAAACUAAAAGUAAAGACACCAGAUAAAGCUGCUCAUCCCAAGGAACCUCAUGAACUGUCUGACCCAACCUCUAGAGAGGCACAGCUUCGAAGGCUCAACAAGUUGCUUAGCAGUGAAUGCAGCAGUAACAAUGGUAAUCCGAGUGGAAAGAUCGUGCCCAGUAUUAACAUUUCUUGCAGAGAUCUCGAGGAGGCUGGUCCAAGCACAUCGAACAAUGCUCCAGUGCGGAAUAUUGACCUAGACUUGAUUUAUUGGGAACAAGAAAAGAUUGAAAAAGAAGGAGGCAGUGGCUUCAGUGACCUGAACUGUGUCUGGAAGGGGACCUCCAAAGAUGAUAACGUGCAAGCACAGGAUUUGCCUUUCCGGGAACGGUGCAUUGAAUUUAGUGGGAAAUUUGAGCCAGUUAAGUGGACCUGCCGUGCACCACUUCCAAGUGGCAAAUUGUGUCCUCGACGUGAUCGGCUGAAGUGCCCUCUGCAUGGCCCUAUUGUUGCCAGGGAUGAUCUUGGCAACCCGCGGGACUCGAGCGUAGUGCAGCCAACUCAAUGUGUUCCUGAGUGGCAAGAUCCCCAGCUGCUCCGUGACCUCGAGGCUGCCACAGGUGUCCAGCUCCAUGUAGGUCGACCAGUGCGGAAGCAGCACACCCGUCGCGGUCCAGUAAGCACUGCUAGGAUGCGCCUUGAGAAGAAAAUUUUUAACAAGCGAGCAGCGAAAAGAGUGGCUGAGUCGAUGGAUGCUGUUGACAGCAAGAAGUUCCAGGAAAAGUUUGGCCAUCAGUGGAAUUAUGCAUUAGGGACAUGAGAGAGCUAAUAAUGUUUUGUGUGAUAGGCUUCCAUGGUUGUCUCCUGUGAACUUGAAUGAAGAAUCCUGCUGCAGAGCACCUUAUGAAUUUCUAACACAUUUAGUGCUGAGCAUGACCUCAGCCCACACAUGGGUGUUUGCCAAGGCAGUCUUGCUGAGCACACUGAGCUGAAAUGCCUGGCUGGCUUUGUCCUAACAUUAGACUGACAUUUGAGAAAGCACUGCCUGGUUGAUGGAUUUUGUGCUUUGGAAUACCUAGUAAGAAGCAUGUAGCUUUGCUCAUAAGCUAAUGCACUACUGUGUCAAUGCAUUUGUUACUUUGAGCUCAGAAUAGUUGAUUCUCCAUGCAGCAAGGACAUGUCGCCAUUUUUGUGUUGUGAAUAUGUUCUUCAGUUAAAGUUUUUCAUGAGGCUUAUUGUAGUCACUUUAAAAACUAUUUGUAUAUCAUUUGAUCAAAUUUGGUCUGCCUUCUCAUUGGCAUUUGUGUUUGACCACUAUGACCUGUAUAAAGGAGGGACUACAGAAAUACUCAUGGAAACAUGUGUCGAAGAACAAGAGAUACUUAUAUUUGGUAAAGUAUGAAUGAGCCGUCUCUCUCUUGUGCUGUGUGUCAAUAAAAGCACGCUAUACGUACAUAAAUGUCAAUGAUAACAUGACAAAGCAUUCAAGCAUCAAAUCACUAUCAUCUUCUUUAUAGCCUUGUUGGUUUGGAAUGCAAUGGUUGGGUUUGUAGGAAAGUGAGUGACAUCGAAUCUCCUUUCCAUAAGAGCAUGAAAAUAAAAUGGUUUUCCAAGGUUAUAGAAUGUUUUGUCCUUGUCUUUUGAUAAGCUGUUGUAAAUCAUAGUGUUAGCAAAUAUGUCUUUUGGUGAUCAAUUUUGUUUCAUCAAAUCACUAUCAUCUUCUUUAUAGCCUUGUUGGUUUGGAAUGCAAUGGUUGGGUUUGUAGGAAAGUGAGUGACAUCGAAUCUCCUUUCCAUAAGAGUAUGAAAAUAAAAUGGUUUUCCAAGGUUA
Messenger RNA from Rhipicephalus microplus (southern cattle tick), 2964 nucleotides. RefSeq names its product UV-stimulated scaffold protein A. Gene Ontology annotation, biological process: response to UV; transcription-coupled nucleotide-excision repair. Gene Ontology annotation, molecular function: RNA polymerase II complex binding. NCBI's taxonomy places the organism in Eukaryota, Metazoa, Arthropoda, Arachnida, Ixodida, Ixodidae. The record is from RefSeq and is a predicted model, not a curated record. Gene Ontology annotation, cellular component: chromosome.